AUGCCCGGAAUGGCAGCCUCCUUAAACAACUACUUCGUCCCGGGCUACGGCAUCUCGAGGGCCGUCAUCCAGGGCGAGAUCCGCUACCACUGCGGCCCGGAUGCCAUAGUCAGGCCCUUCACGCACCAAGGCCGCGAUGGCUUUCUCGUUACCACUGCCGGCCCGCCUCUGACCAAAGCCCAAAUAGAGGACAUCAAGGAGGCGUCCCGUGAAUACGAGGAGCGCCAGGCAGAGCGCAGCGGCGACGACACCGAGCCCUUCGUGAAUAGGCCCAUCCCCGUCAAGACCGGCGGGCGCCGGAGCUCUUGA
This is a messenger RNA of Lasiodiplodia theobromae, 309 nucleotides long. Its product is annotated as Transcription factor. Lineage: Eukaryota; Fungi; Ascomycota; Dothideomycetes; Botryosphaeriales; Botryosphaeriaceae. Bases 1 to 309 code for a protein of 102 amino acids. The record is from RefSeq and is a predicted model, not a curated record. The transcript has 3 exons.